UCGGGGGAGGGGAGGGAACAAGCUGGCGUUAAUUGCCUAAUCGCCUGAAACAUGUCAACGAAGUUUUCCCAUAAGUGGUGUUUGUUAAAAAAAUACGGUGAGCUAGCGCCCAGUUUCCGUUUUGUUAGGCUUUUAUGACAAACCAAACGUCUUUUCCUCGGCUUAUGCUGUCCCUUGUGCAUUUUUAUUUCAUGUCGCUGAACAAGCAGAACGCCGCUGCCCGACUGGCCAAGCUGCCGCUGGUGCGCUCAGCCUGCGCCAACCUGUCACUGCUGUGUGGGGACGCCAAGAGCGUCAAACCCGGCCUCGGGUCUGUUUGGGAGAACCUGGAGAGUUGCGUGGCCUACAUAAGAUCGGCUGCUUGUCACCGACUCUCACCCGUCGUCACCAAAUUCAAGCCGCAGGAUUCCUUUGCCAAUGAUGUUGCGUGUAAAAGUCUGGACUGGUUGGAGGCAACGUUUCCUGUGCUGCAUACAUCCACAGACCAGCUUGCGGCUGGUGUCAGGAGCAAGGUGCUAGAGAUCCAGGAUGCAGCGACCAUUGUGGCCCACGGGACUGUGGACUGUAUGCAGCAUGUGGUGACAUGUAUCGUGGAGAAGGUGCAGCAGCACAAUGACCACUUGCUAGGAGGAAGGGCCGUCACUGCAUCCAGCACUGAGCUGGGUUCUGCACUAAACCUGCCUCAAGCGCUGGUGGAUCGCAUGCUCCAGCUGACAGAGGAAGAAAAAAAGGAAAAUGUCUUAAUGGACAGUUCUGAGACAGCUGCAUCUAUGAGAUGGUACUCUGUGCGACUGGUGACACUCUCCAUUACACUGUGCAGGAGAACCAUCCAGCUGGCGGGAGCCAAGAUUCAGUCUACUCAGAUCAUGGAGGCUUUUUCCACAUCGAGUCAGUUUCGAAUCCUGCUGGCUCUGGCAUGGAGUCUGGAGCAACUCCCACUACAUGUACAGCAGCAGAUUGUGUCUGUAUUCUUCUACUUCACACAAAUGUACAACUUGGGAGGUGCCCGACAGAGCUGCUCCAAACAGGAUAAAAGUGUUUGCCCCAGUGAAGCUGGACCAAAAGCAAAACAACACAAGGUCAUCAAGAGUCCACGACCAAAUUCUAAUUGGCGAGUGAGAAGACCAGGUAGCAUCUCUGUGUACGAGAACCGCUUGACCCCUUUGGAAUAAUUAAAGGGUGUUGAUAGGUUUCACUGAGUGGUGGCUGUAUUGCAUAUUUACAUAUAAAUAAAUGUACUUGAAGCAAC
This is a messenger RNA of Syngnathoides biaculeatus (alligator pipefish), 1249 nucleotides long. Its product is annotated as perilipin-5-like. Gene Ontology annotation, biological process: lipid storage; positive regulation of triglyceride storage. Gene Ontology annotation, cellular component: cytosol; lipid droplet. The record is from RefSeq and is a predicted model, not a curated record. Bases 135 to 1172 code for a protein of 345 amino acids. The transcript has 6 exons. Lineage: Eukaryota; Metazoa; Chordata; Actinopteri; Syngnathiformes; Syngnathidae.